AUGGACUUAUGUUUGGUUCUUAAUCUAGAAGAUCAGGACGGGGUUUCUCAUCGUAAAAAGCCUUCAAAAUUCAAUAAGGAGGUUUGCUUAAGAAUUCUAUCUUAACUAAGUUAAAUGUUAUAUUUUUAGACCUCAAUCGAACAGUUAAGCAAAGCGAUCUAUUCUGUAUGGAACAUAGACGAAAAAAAAUACCAAGAACUCUUUUUCAAUGGACAUCAGAUUCUUUCCCUAAAUUCUACUCUUCAGCAAAUUGGUGUAAAGAAUGACGAUGAGAUUGUUGUUGUAAGUGUUUUUUUAUUAUUUUUAUUUAUUUUGCAUCACUAAGCUUGAUGUUAUCUUUAUAGUUGAUUUUUUUAAAUUAAAAAAAUAAGAAUUUAAUUUAAGUUCUUUUUGCGGAUAAAUUUAAUAAUUUUUUUGAGAUUCAAAAAAAGCGUGAAGCGAUUCUUAUACAGCUAGUUAAUUCUGUAAAAUUGCUCUCGAGUUUAAUAAAACCCGACUCUUUUCAUCCCCUCGAAACGAUCAAUGAAUUUGAGGAACUUACUGUGGUAAGUUGUUAUUUUAUCUUUAGAAUUUACUGUUUCUUGUUAGGAUGUAUAAUUUUAUUUGUGUGGUGUACGUGAACUUUAAAACUGGAACAAACCAAUAUUUUACACCAUUUUGACAUUUUCAUUUUUUUUAGAAACACGCUCGUCUGGGUACAUGGAGUGAAUACCUCGCGUAUUGUAAACUUUUCAAUGAUACGAAGAAUGCAAAGCCCGAGCGAACAAAGUUUGCUCAUCAAGCAAUCGCAUGUUCAAAAGCGCUGGAAGAUUCUGGAUUUCUCAUCGUUUAUGCCUCUUUUGGUCCACAGUGGAGAGAUACUAUCAGUCCAAUGAUGAGGUUUGUUAGUUAAUUCAAACUGUUUGAACAAAAAUUGAUGAAAUAAGAAUUUUCAUAUUUCAGAUUCGUGGACAGAACGCAAAGUGCGUUAAAGCAAAGCGCUACAACAUUUUUUUCCCAGAAGUAUCCCAACGCUAAAAUCGACUUUAAGUCUAAACAAGGCGGUAGUCGAGCUGGAAUUGUAGUGAUUGUCACUUGCAAUGGAGAGGAGACAACAUACUAUAUGAAGAAUUAUCAUCACGCCGGUUCUUCAAUGUCCCUGCAAAAAUACAUCAAAGCGACAUCUCCCGGAUCUUCGUGA
Molecule: messenger RNA, 1180 nt
Organism: Caenorhabditis auriculariae
Lineage: Eukaryota; Metazoa; Nematoda; Chromadorea; Rhabditida; Rhabditidae
Source: the annotation of a GenBank genome assembly